Drosophila obscura is the source of this 1178-nucleotide messenger RNA. RefSeq lists its product as uncharacterized. Lineage: Eukaryota; Metazoa; Arthropoda; Insecta; Diptera; Drosophilidae. The record is from RefSeq and is a predicted model, not a curated record. The transcript has 4 exons. The coding region runs from base 65 to 1066 and encodes 333 amino acids.
AUCGAUCGGGGCCAGAGCUGGAUCGAUCAGUCAGUUGCAAUCGGUUUAUCAGCUAGCACUAAACAUGAACAUUUCCGGUCCUCAGCCUCAGCAGCCUUCAUCCAACGAGACGCUUCGGCGCGCCAUACGUCCCCUGGGCUUCGAUCUGCAGGAAUUGCGUUUGGUCAUCGAGGUGUCGCCGCUUCGUCAUCUGUGCCCCUUCUUAUUUGCCACUGAUAACAUAUACGAGAUAAUGGACGGUUUCAAUUCCUUGAUGAACGGCGAAACGAUCGCGUUUGGUGCCGGCCCCCUGGGCACCCUAAUGGUUGCUGGAAUAAUGGUGUAUAUGCUGAACCACGCCGAGCUGCAGACGAGCCAUGUAAAGCGCACCCUGUUUCUGCAGCGCUGCUUCAACUACAUGGCCUGCACCGAGGAGACGCACGUCAACGAUCUAUGCGCCGCCAUCCUGAACAAGAUCAACAUCAGAGAUUCGGACCACAUGCUAAACCUGAUCCUUUGCUGCCACCAUGCCAGCCCCUUGUGUACCAUGGCCCAGUUGGUGUGCAGCUGCCUUCUCUGGGCCGUGCUCGACUGGCUGACGGAUAUGGGCAUGGGCUCACACCGCCUGCGCCCCUACUCGGAGCUGAAGCUGGCCAUCAGCCUAGUGAAUCCCAGCGUCUGUGUGGAGUCCUAUUUGCACGGCCUCAAUCUGACUGUGCGCGUCGUCUCUGCCCUGCUCGUGGUGGGCCCUUACGGCAGCACCGAGCAGAUAUGCAACGAGGUCGGUGUGGCGCCCGGUUUGUUCGUGCUGCCCGACGACGAUGCCUCCAUCGUGUUCCGCUGGCUUAGCGCCGUUGUCAACGAGCUGCGCCACAGCAUGGGCCAGGCGGAUGGCCACAUGGAGGAGCGAAUUGUGGUGCUGGAGGUGGCCUGCGACCUCAUGCUCAUGAUGCAUGAGCAUCUGCUAAUUAUUUAUCAGCGCAUGCGCGACCUCGACCCAGAGGCAGAAAUACUUCCGCUACCCGACCUGCCGCCAGAGCCCGAGGUGGCCGCCGACGAGGUGGCGAACGAGAACAAUUCUGUUUAAUCUUGUUUCACAAUUCAAUCAUUUGAAUCAUUUGUAAUAUCCACUCACUUUUUCUAUAAUACCCAAUCGAAAUACACCCAGCCCGGCUUGGCCGGUUUCUUCUUUGAUCUGA